AUGGCAAAUGCAUGGAAAAGAGAUAAACCCUUUCGCCUCCUCUCUCCAAAGUUGCUUUUUUUACUCUUCUCUUCCACUUUCCUCUUACUCUUUCUAUUCUUCUCUUUCCUCACUCCUCAUCCUUCAAACCCUAACCCUAACCUCUUCACUCUCAACACCAAUCUCUUCUCAACUUCAAUUCCCCCUUUCGAUUGCAUCAAAUCUCCUCAAGCUCACCCGGUAGUUGCAAGCGUCGUUGAAGGUGUUCGUUACCCGUUUCUCUUCUCGCUUUCCGAUUUUGGAAACCUACCCGAUAAGCCACAUAAGAACAUUGUGAGGUUGCUUAAAGGGAAAGCUUUUCGGAAACCUGAUAUCUCUGUGACUAUUCAGGAGAUUCUUGAGAAGGUGAAAAGUGAGGGAAGUAAUGGGUUUGUUGUAGAUGUUGGUGCUAAUGUUGGUAUGGCGAGUUUUGCAGCUGCAGCUAUGGGGUUCCGUGUUUUGGCGUUUGAGCCUGUUUUUGAGAAUUUGCAGAAGAUCUGUGAAGGGAUUUACUUUAAUAGAGUUGCGGAUUUGGUUACUCUCUUUGAUGCUGCAGCUUCAGAUCGUAUCGGUAACAUUACCGUUCAUAAGUUGGUUGGUAGGCUGGACAAUAGUGCGGUAUCCGCCACAGGAGCAAAGUUGGCAUUUAAGUCCAAUGAAGAAAUAGCUUUUCAAGUGCGUACUGUUCCGCUUGAUGAAGUGAUUCCAACAUCAGAGCGUGUGCUUCUGCUCAAAAUAGAUGUUCAGGGAUGGGAAUAUCACGUUCUCAAAGGAGCUUCAAAGUUACUCUCAAGGAAGGGAAGCCAAGCUCCCUAUCUCAUAUAUGAGGAAGAUGAGCGUUUGUUGCAGGCUAGUAAUAGCAGCGCUAAAGAAAUUCGAGACUUCCUUCAUAGUGUGGGUUAUCAUGAUUGCACCCAACAUGGCACAGAUGCACACUGUACCAAGAAGGAUUGA
Molecule: messenger RNA, 972 nt
Organism: Lathyrus sativus (Indian pea)
Lineage: Eukaryota; Viridiplantae; Streptophyta; Magnoliopsida; Fabales; Fabaceae
Source: the annotation of a GenBank genome assembly